Molecule: messenger RNA, 946 nt
Organism: Electrophorus electricus (electric eel)
Lineage: Eukaryota; Metazoa; Chordata; Actinopteri; Gymnotiformes; Gymnotidae
Source: RefSeq, a predicted model, not a curated record
UGUGUCAGAAAUAGACACUUAUUUAAUCACAUGGGCAAAAAUACUGACAUGGUGGUUUUUCAAACUAGGAUAUUGCAUCUCGGUUGCUGCAUCAUCAUGUUUCUCCCAACUUAUGGAGAUUAUAUGAAAUCACACAAGAAAUCAAGUUUCCUUACCAACAUUACUGCAUCUCAGGGAGAAAAUGUUGUUUUGUCCUGCAAUGCUAGUAGAGAUAACAGAGGAGAUAUUGUCUGGCGUAAGAAUGAUAGUCUCCUUUACAACCAAAGCCCAUAUAAGAACCUAACUAAGACAAACUACACAACAAGCAGGAUGCAGGUUGAUCCCCAAAGUCCAUGGAAACUACAGAUAUCUAAUGUACAACCUUCAGAUGCAGGACACUAUGAAUGUUUCCCAUUCAAGCAACAAUGGAUACUGAGCAUAGAAGUCAGGAAGAACAAACCAUAUUCACUGAAACAAAUGCUGCUCUACAUAGUGCCCACAGUUACAGGACUCAUUGCAGUGUGUCUCAUUAUCUUUUGCAUUGUGUGGAAUCACAGUCUAGGCUGCAGUGAGUUGUGUGAUGGUGCAGAGAAAAUUACUGGCUGCUGGCUCUCCACAUCCAAGCACCUCAUCUAGGUGGAGGAAGAGGCUGAGGAAGAUCAUGGCUGAUGCAAUACACCCUAGUCACUUUCUUCCAAUGGCUUCCAUCUCAGUGGAGGCCAGGAGUAAGAGCUCUAAAGACUCAAACUAACCGUCAGCUCCAUACCUGCUUUCUCCACUUUCCUCUCCUGUAGUCAAUGUGCACACAUGCCUUUUAACGUAUGAAAUAUAUUUGCUACACACAAAGUGCUCAUGUCUUCAGCCACAAUACCACGGUAUAAUAUAUACUGAAGCACCUGAUUUUUACUAGACUUCCAAUGCACUUAAAAACACUUGUAGAUUGUAUAUUUAUGUAUAUACAUACAUA